CAAUUUUUUCAUUAACAAUUGUUUACAAAAUAAUUUUAAUUAAAUAGUCGAUUACAUUUGAAUUAUUAUAAGUAUUUUUUAGUUUAUAAACAAUGUUAUAAUAUCAGUUUAUCAUUGCUUAUACUUUUGAUGAUAACAGCUUUAGAAUUUGGCUUUCAACUAUAGAAAAUGGUUUUCGUUUUUGUGAAGCACUGUAUUACAUGCGUUACUAUUGACAUUCUAUAACAAUUUUUUGAUAUCUAUAUUACAUUCAAUAUUGAUUUAUAAUGGAUAUGUUUAAUGGAAAACGGAAUACUCCAAAACUAAAAGACUCCAUGGGUAGAAAGCAGAAACAAGAUUCAGAAGAAGAAUCUGAAUGCCCUGAUCUUGAGUAUAACUAUGGAGACACAGACACUCAUCUCUGUGAAAUGGCAGAAUUAUAUAGUUACUCUGAGUUAGAAGAUUACCAGACCAAUAUUCAGGAAUUUGAAAGCAUAAUGAAAGCAAUGGACUUUAAACCAUCAUGGCAUAAUUUAAGUAUAGAAAAUAAAAAUAUGGUUGCAUUUAAACUACUUGAUUCAUUAGAAGUAUCGGAUAAAACAAAACGGAUGAAUGCAGCCAGAUGUGUAUUAUAUUUGUUACAAGGAUGUUGGGCAGAAUGUCAGUCAGAUAAAGAUCAACAGUCAAAUGCCAAAGAAAAUGUACUAUUUUUAUACAAAUUUGGUAUUUUUAAUGCAUUUGUAAAUCUGCUGAAUAUGGAAAUAGAGUCAGUACAAUUUCAUCGAAAAACUCAAAUUAACUGUACAGAUUCUACAAAUUUAAGAAUCAUUUUAAAUGUGUUGUAUACUUUUAUUGAAGUACUCAGAGUGUCAGAAUUUGAAGCAGAUGUUGAAUUCAAAGAAUUUAGAGAAAAUCUUUUAUCAGAUAUAGGUUUACCUUAUACAGAAGACCAUAUAGUAGUAAAACUAUUAGGCAUGAUUACUAAAUUUUGCAGUGGAUUGGCAUCAUAUUAUCCAAUGAAAAAAGUUUUAUUGUUGUUGUGGAAAUUAAUAUUAGUUCUACUCGGAGGAAUGGACACUUUAGCCAAUUUAAAAAACGAAUACCGAAAAAAAGUAGAAUUGCCAGAACUUCAAGAAGAUCCAAUUGAAAUAAUUAAAUCAAUGCGAUCGUCUUCACCACCACCAAGCUCCACAGAUAUGAUGAAUGCACAAAAACGUGGCACCCGUCAAAAGAGAGGCCUGAUAAAACAGAGUUCAUUAGACGAAUCUCUUGUAGUCAUGGAUUUAUCCUAUCAGAAUGAUGAAGAUUUACAAGACUAUGAAGAUCAGCAACUAGGAAUGGAUGAUAUUUCUAAUAUGAAAAAUAUUCAAGAAAUAAAUGAUUUUAGGCCACAAACACCACCUACACCACUAAUUAUAAAAGGCCUACCAUGGAUACCUAAAGUUCGCCAUAAAGACUUACAAUUUUUUUUGGAUCAAACUAGAAUUAAAUUUCUUGGUUUUAAAUUGGACAAUGAUAUUGAUACACUAAUUGGCUUACCUGAUCCCAUACAUGAAAGUGUAGCUAUUCUCAAACAAUAUAUGUAUACAUCAUUAGCUGAUUACCAAAUAAAAAAAGAAGAAACAAUUCAAAGAAAUCCGAUAAUUAUGGGCAAUGAAGAAGUUGACCAAACACCUGCAGAAGUUUUAUAUCAGGCUAUGUUGCCAAAUUUACCUCAACAUAUGAUUGCAUUAUUAAAAAUAUUAUUGGCUGCAUCACCUACUUCAAAAGCUAAAAGUGAUUCAAUUAAUAUAAUUGCUGAUAUAUUACCAGUUGACGUGCCAAUGUCAUUUUCUGAGUCAGUUAAGCUGGAAACUGAUAUUAAUAGACAGAAAGAAAUUGUAGUAAAAGCUAUAAGUGGUAUAUUGCUUUUAUUGCUGAAACAUUUUAAAGCAAAUCAUAUUUAUCAAUUUGAGUUUAUCUCACAACAUCUAGUGUUUGCAAAUUGCAUACCACUUGUAAUCAAAUUUCUGAAUCAAAAUCUCGUAUCUUAUGUAUCAUCUAAGAACACGAUUCCAAUACUAGAUUUUCCAACAUGUGUUAUUGGUGAUGGACCCGACCUUUCAUUAGAUAACAUUGAAAUAGGAGAGUUUCCAUUAUGUUCAUGGAGAAAUGUUUAUUCUUGUAUCAAUUUAUUAAGAGUCUUGAAUAAAAUAACAAAGUGGAAACAUUCAAGAAUUAUGAUGCUGGUUAUAUUUAAAUCUGCACCAAUAUUGAAAAAAUCAUUAAAAGUAAGACAUGCUAUGAUGCAGCUUUACAUUUUAAAACUGUUGAAAAUGCAAGCAAAAUACCUUGGCCGGGCAUGGCGAAAAUCAAAUAUGAAAACAAUGAGUACAAUAUAUCAAAAAGUUCGACACAGACUAAAUGACGAUUGGGCAUAUGGGAAUGAUCUUGAAGCACGCCCAACUGAUUUUCAAAUUGAAGAGCGGUUUUUGAGAUCAGCAGUUGAUAAAUUCCAUGCACGACGUUACUCUCCACAAUAUGAUGACGAACUUACUCCUAGUGAUUUUUCAAUCAAUACUGCUUUGGGAAAACCUAUUAAGUUAUCAAGUGAAUUCAGACAGCAUUACAUGAUUUGGUUGGAUCAAGAAGUGUUUCAGAAUAACAUUGAUUGGAAUGCAUUAAUCACGGACUAUGAAACUUAAACUAAAAGGAGCAUAAUAGUUAGAUGUAAUACUUUUAUAUCUUUUUAUUAAAUGCAUAAUAAAAUAAUAAAAUUAUAAUAUCCAAAAUAAUCAUAGUAUUUUUGUUUUUAUAAAAAAUAUACAUUAAUAGUUAUCAAUUUUUGAUUAAUACUCGUAUUAGUCGCAUUUACUUUAUAUUAUACUCUGAUAUCCAUAUUCUGAAAAAAAUGUACUUGUUAUUCAUAUACUAAAAUAUUAUGAACAUUAUUGGAUAUUAUUCAAAAUACUAAGUGUCUCAUUUUAUUAACUAUGCAACUAUAUUUAAUAAAAACAAAUUUAUUUUAUAAAAGAACUAGAAAAAAAUUUAAAAAAAAAAAAAAGUAAUAGAAUUAAAAAUACAUUUUUAUUUAAAAUUUUACUUGUGGUUAAUUUUUAUUUUGUUGGAAAUUUAAACAGUAGUGCAUAAUUACUCAAAACCUUAAGACUCAAUUAUUUGGAAAUUCUCAUAAUUUAAAAUUCCUAAUUAAUAGUUUUGAUCAACAUGUGAUUAAUGUUACUUAAAAAUAUAACAAUUGGUGUUUUCUAAUUAUUUUUUUAUUUAUUUAUUUUUUUAUCAUAAUUUACAAUUAGAACCAAAUUUGCUCUUGUAAUUUGACCAAAAUAAUAAUUUAUUCUCGUAAUAAAUACACUUUUAUUGUAAUAUGCUACCUAAAAAUUGUAAUUAUUUCUUUAAUAUCAAAGUUAACCCCAAGCAUUUUUAUAUCCUUUCAACUUUCAUAGUUUAAUAGGUGUGUGCAGACCUCAAUUUCUAGUCGAGCCUGAAACAAUUAGUGCCCCAAUAUUUGAAUAGUGUCCCUAUUUUUGCUUUUAACACAUUUAAGUUUAACAUACAUUCUUAUUAUAAAUGAAAAACUGAGUAGUAUUUAUUUAUAAAUACGUAUUUAAUUAUUUUAGUUAUACUUACACACAACAUUAAUGUACUAAUUUCUAGACAAAUUUUUUAAAGUUAAAAAUAAAAUGUUAUGAAUACAAUUAUGUAUAACAAAAAAAAAAUACAAUACCCAAAAUUUAAAAAAAAAAAAAACUUGAUUUAAUAUGCAAAAUUGUAUAUUCAUAUUAUAUUAAUACAUAAUACAUACAAUAUGUACCUACAUAAUAUAUGAACUUAGUAGUGUAUAAAUGUGUAAUUAUGUAAUAAUUUCAAUUAUAGAAGGAUUAUAAAUGAAUUUUCCUAUUUCCAUAAGCCAUAGUCUCUAGUUGUAUUACGUAGUUUGUGCACAAUGUUUUUGUGUGAUGAAUAAAUUGAUAAAAUGUAUGUAGUGGUACACAAAUAUUUUUAAUUUAAUUUCAUUAUUAUGACAAAUAUAAUUUUCAUGAUCUUUACAAACAUAUUGUUAUAAUUAAAAUAUAAUAUACACAAAUUUGAAAUUUUACUAUGCCCCUAAAAAGAUUUCUGUUGAGCCAGGUAUCGAUUGGAUUGCCCCAUGUGCACACCUAUGAUAAUCAUUAAAAUAGUAUUGAGAUCUAUUAAUUUAAAUAAAUAGUAGUAUGAGGACGACCAUAUUCAUAUUUUUUAGUUUUCUUAAUUGUAUAAUUAUUAAUUAAUAUACUACUUGAUAAAAAUUGUAUGAUUACCAAUAUUUUUAUAAUUUUCUUUUUAAUAUUAACUCAUUUAUUUUAUAAAUGACUGAAUACUAUUCAAAAAUAAAUAUAGUUAUUUAUAAAAAAUAAACCUAAUCUUAUCUUGUAUUUUACUAAGCAUGCCCAAUGCCCAUUUAAAGUUAGUUAUGAUUGUAUCAAAUAAUUUAUUUAUGUACAAAAUUCUGUAGCUAUAUUAAGCGUGUUUAUUUUAUUAAUAAUAUUAAUUGCCUUAUAUUAAUAAAAAUAUUUAUAACUAAAAUACUAUUAAAUUUUCUAAUAAGUAAAUACUAUACAACAUAUUUAUUGUAUACCCAAUAUUUAUUUUACAAAUAGUCAUAAUUGAUAGUUUAUAAAUUGAACAUUACAUUAGAAUAAACAUUUUACUUAUUCAUAGUCAUUAUAACAAUAUUAAAUUAAUUUUCUUGCAUGUUUAUUUUAUAUAUGUUUAUACAAACAAAUACAUAGUAUGGUAUUUUUAGCAUGUAACACUUUUUUUUUCUAACAAUAUUGUUUUUUGUAUUCUUAAUGACCCUAAUGUAUUUAGGUUAGUUAAAAAUAUUUAACACCAAACUUUGUCAAUAUUUUAAUCUCAUUAGUUUCUAAUAUUUUUAAAUUUUAAUGAGUUAUAGAUGUUUAUAAUCUUUUUAAUUUUAAAGUAUGAUAUAUAUGUAAUCCGUUUGGAUUGAUUAAAAACGUCAGAAUAUUAAGCAAAAUGUAGUGAAAGGAAAAAUUAUUUUAGCAAUUUAAAUAAAUUGUAGUAAAUUAUAGUAAUUUAAAUAAGUUAAAAUGGUACCUAUAAACUAUAAGUUCACUCGUAAUUUAGAUCAUAAUUAUUAAAUUUUAUAUACUAUUUGUCAUAAUUCAUUCUAAGAAGGUGCUAAUAUUAAAAUCAGAGUGAAUUGACUACUAAAAAUAUUAUGUAAUAUUAUGUAGAUGAGCUUCUAAUUGGUCUUUAUUGAUUUUAAAUGUGAAAAUAAGUUAUUCAUGAAUUAUAAUUUUUUUAAAAGUAUAAAUAAAAUCCUAUAAAAUGCA
Messenger RNA from Aphis gossypii (cotton aphid), 5315 nucleotides. RefSeq names its product striatin-interacting protein 1 (gene Strip). Gene Ontology annotation, biological process: cytoskeleton organization. The record is from RefSeq and is a predicted model, not a curated record. Bases 267 to 2663 code for a protein of 798 amino acids. Gene Ontology annotation, cellular component: cytosol. NCBI's taxonomy places the organism in Eukaryota, Metazoa, Arthropoda, Insecta, Hemiptera, Aphididae. The transcript has 16 exons.